Molecule: messenger RNA, 721 nt
Organism: Cataglyphis hispanica
Lineage: Eukaryota; Metazoa; Arthropoda; Insecta; Hymenoptera; Formicidae
Gene: Acbp1
Product: putative acyl-CoA-binding protein
Exons: 3
Coding region: 185-454 (89 amino acids)
Biological process (GO): fatty acid metabolic process
Molecular function (GO): fatty-acyl-CoA binding
Source: RefSeq, a predicted model, not a curated record
AUAUUACUCAUUGCAUUAAGCUGAAUGUUAAGAGGACCACGUAUACGGCCACGUACGUACUUGUCCUUAUCGUAAGCUUUCGUCGACACGAGUAUAUACCGUGCAACCCCUUAUUCUCGUACGAUUCUUUCCUCAGGAUAAUCAUCGUUAUAACUUGAGUUUCAGAGUGCUAUCAUUUUCUACCAUGUCACUGGAUGAAAAAUUUAAUCAUGCGGCCAUAGCGGUAAAAGAAUUGGCUGCACAGCCAGAAGACGAGCAUCUGCUUGAACUCUAUGCAUUGUACAAACAAUCCACUGUCGGUGAUUGCAACACAGAGAGGCCUGGUAUGCUGGAUUUUAAAGGAAAAGCAAAGUGGGAUGCUUGGAGCGAUAAAAAAGGUCUGGGACAAGAAACAGCGAAAGAGCAAUAUAUUGCUAAAGUGGAAUCAUUAAUAGCUUCAAUUGGAAAGAAGUAGUCGAUUCGUUAUCACGCAUAUAUGUGCGCAUAAAUAUUUGCAUGUAAUCUCACUGAAAUGUUUGUGAAACUUUUCAUUUUUAAUGGAAAGUGCAAAAAGUUUUAUGUACGCACAUGUGAAUGAUUGCAUACAGAUGCAAUAUGAAUUAUAUCAAUUUUCUAUUGUUAGCAACUACACGCACUUAUAUAGAGUGCAUAUUUUUGUUUUGUUCAUUUAUAAAUUUUGUAUUCACUUUAUUACAGUCAGCAUAAAAUUACUUCUCGCAUA